CCCCCAUCUCCCAGCACCGCGCCUGCGCAGUGGCAGCGUGUCGACUGCGAGCUGUUUCGUCUGGGUCCCGGGUGCGGCCGUUGAGCAAUGGCGUCGGUAGCGCAGCUCAAAGCAGCUUUAAAGGAAACACUGGAAAGAAAAGGUGCGCUUGGACAAAUAAAAGCAAAGAUCAGAACUGAAGUUUUUAAGGCACUGGAUGACCAAAAUGAGCCACGUCCACCGCUGACUCGUGAAAACUUUUUAAUCAACGAACUAAUUCGUGAAUACCUGAAAUAUAACAAGUAUAAUAAUGCAGCACAUGUUUUAACUGCAGAGUCUGGCCAGCCUGAAGUGUCCUUGGAUAGACAGUUUCUUGUCAAAGAGCUGAAUAUAGUUGAAGGCACAAGUGGAAAAUCAGUACCUCUCUUGUAUGGAAUUCUCUCUCAACUCUUACGUGAUGGUAAAGAAGAAAGUAACCAGAAUAACCCUGCAAGAAUGACUUUGCUGAACUAUCCAAAGCAGAACUUCAGCAAACCACCUUCUGAGAGAAAUUAAAAAGACAGAAUUCCAGAGCCAGGAAGGACAGCUGGCACAAGCAUCGAAGAGCCCCUUGUUACACAAAGUAUGAGCAAGUGAUAUCUUUUGUAUGCUAAUUUCUCAUGUAACGUCCUGUAAGAGUUAAUUUAGGAAAUUCCUCUUCGCAUACAUUUCACCAGUCUGUCCAGUGGGACCACUUCAGCUUGUUAGAUCUACCAAUGAGACAGGAUGACUUUGUCAUACAUACUGUCCAUUAAAAAAAAGGCUAGCAAAGUCUCUUUCUCCAGUGCUGAUAGAAGCAAAACUGUAUAAGGAGUUAGAUUAGUGAUGCCUGUCUCUAGAAUUUGGUCUUACAAUAUACUUUAUAAAAAUAGGUUUGCCUUAUAAAAAUGUAUGAGACAACUUGCCACUUCUGCACUUUGCUUGUGUGUUUGUGUUUCUGAAUAAAUUUUUUCUGUUCUAUUCA
Neopsephotus bourkii (Bourke's parrot) is the source of this 982-nucleotide messenger RNA. RefSeq names its product centrosomal protein 20 (gene CEP20). Bases 88 to 534 code for a protein of 148 amino acids. Gene Ontology annotation, biological process: cilium assembly; microtubule anchoring. Gene Ontology annotation, molecular function: protein binding. The transcript is spliced from 5 exons. NCBI's taxonomy places the organism in Eukaryota, Metazoa, Chordata, Aves, Psittaciformes, Psittacidae. The record is from RefSeq and is a predicted model, not a curated record. Gene Ontology annotation, cellular component: motile cilium; ciliary basal body; centrosome.